CCGCCGGCCGCCGCAGCUGGGGAGCCCUUCCCAGUCUGAGCGGGGAGGGAGGGGGGAGGAGAAGGAAGGAGGAAAAAAAGCAGCAGUUGGCACGGAGUCAGGGAGCGCUCACUCUCCAUCCCUCUCUCCUCCUGCCUCCCUCCUCCCGCCGGCCCCCAAGGAAAGCCAAGCCUUCCUCCCUUUGUGCUACACCCCGCGCCUCCUCCUCCUCCUCCUCCCCCCGCCCGCCCCCCAGGGCCCUAUAAAUAGCCCCGCGGCCGGGCGCUCUCCAGAGCUCGCUGGGGCCCAGGCAGGGACGGGCAGCUGCGGCCACCGAGGCAGGCACCGGGCGGGACAGCGCGCGGCGCACAGGGCGGAGAGCGCGGAGCGGGCGGACAGCGCGCACAGGGCGGCGGGCAGCGCGCAGGUGGCGGCCGGGGCACCAUGGCCAGCGAGUUCAAGAAGAAGCUCUUCUGGAGGGCCGUGGUGGCCGAGUUCCUGGCCAUGAUCCUCUUCGUGUUCAUCAGCAUCGGCUCGGCGCUGGGCUACAACUACCCGGUGCAGGGCAACAAGACGUCAGGGGCGCCGCAGGACAACGUCAAGGUCUCGCUGGCCUUCGGCCUCAGCAUCGCCACGCUGGCGCAGAGCGUGGGCCACAUCAGCGGCGCCCACCUCAACCCGGCCGUCACCCUGGGGCUGCUGCUCAGCUGCCAGAUCAGCGUCCUGCGCGCCCUCAUGUACAUCGUGGCGCAGUCCGUGGGCGCCAUCGUGGCCACCGCCAUCCUCUCGGGCAUCACCUCCAGCCUCCCUGGCAACACCCUGGGGCUCAACGGGGUAAGUGGGGCCCGGGCGCCGGGCGGGGCUGGUCGGGGGCCGCAGCCCCCUGGGGGAUCCCGCCUGAGGAAGGGGGCGAUGGCAGGGCCAGGGCGGCAGAGCCAGGCAGCUCCUUCCUGCGCUUGGUGGCUGGGGGGCAGGCCUGGAGAAGGGCACCGGGCCCCUGGCGCUAAAGGUCCCCGGUCACCCCCACCCACACCUAGGCUCCCGGGGGAAACACCAUCUGGCCAAGCAGCUGGAGCCGCUGAAGCCCCGUCUGAACUCGGCCUUUCCUGUCCUAUUCCUGCCUAUUGGGGGGGGGGGGGGCACAAGGAUUCUGACCCUGGUAGCUGUUCCUCCCCGCUCCCCCGCCAACGUCCCCUGGGCUUGCUCUGGGCAGAGGCUCCACGGCUGCUUGAGAACAAGGUUCUGGCCUGGGAGAUCUGGGAAGGGCUGGGGGGGAGCUGUGCCUGCUGGGGGGGGGGGCUGCACCUGCUGUGGGGGGAGGUCUCAGGCACCCAGGCUGAGGGGGCGGAGCAGGGAGGCGGCCGGCCGGCCGGGCUGGCCAGGAGGGCUCCCCCAGGGUGCCAGGCAGGGUGGCGGGAGAGCAGGAGGCUCACUCAGCAGAGGGGGGAGGGGAGACAGUGGGCGGGUCCCUCCAGUUCAUUGGUACAAGCCCCCCCCAGGGCAGUGGAGUGCAGCACCCGAAGGGCCCAGGAGCCACAAGCUGGCACUGGAAUCCCAUUCCAGGGCCUGGCCCCUGCCCAAGGGCCGGCCUCCUGGGACCGGGCCCGACCCCUCCGGGAUGGCCCCCAGAGCAAGAGACCCUUCCCCAAAUCCGGGGGAGCCCGCGGGCAGCUUGUGUGCCUGGGGUUCUUUCUGCUCCCGGGGCCCAAGGGCCUGUGGGGCCGGGAGCUCUUCCAGAGCGGGAGGCACAUAGUGGGUGCUUUUCGGCCCCUUUCGCCGCGCCCCGCGGGAAAGUCCCUCCCACCCCCCAAGGCGCUGAUGAGUCCGUCUCCCAGCCGCGGCCGCCGCGGGAAUGCUCGGUCAGGGCCUCCCGGGAGCCCCGGGCCCGGGGCGGAGGCGGCCCCAGCGGGGGACUCGGACGAGGAAACUGAGGCAGGCAGAGGGGAAGGGGCUUGUCCAGGGCCCUCGGACCGCGGGGCUAACAACGGUCCGAGGCCAGCUUUGAACUCGGGGCUGCCCGACUCCGGGCGCCCCCGACAGAGCCAGCGGGUCCGAGUCCGCUCGCCCGAGCCUCGGCCCCUUCCAGCGGCAGCCGGGGACGGCCCGGGGGCCGCCGGGGUCAGCGUUGUGUCCCGAGGGCCGGGGGCUCGGCCCUGCUGCUCCGGCCUCGGCGGGCCCCUCUGCGGCCGCCCCCCUCCCCCGGCCCCCUCCGCCCGCCGGGGCAAGGCGUCCCAGAAAUUCAUUCCCCGAGCGCGGGGCCUCGUGACCCAGCAGUGGAAAAACCCCGCGGAGCCUCGGGCGGCCACCUGCCCGCCGGGCCCGGGCUGGCCACACAGGCUGCGGCUCCCGUGGCCCCGGUGCACUCUGGGAGAGACCUCCAGCCUGGGCAGCCCCAGCCAGAGCCAUUUCCUGAGCGCCCCUCGAGGGCCAAGGCUGGUGCUGGCGCUGGGCCUGGGCCAGUCCUUGCACCCGCUGGUGCUGGCUGCGCCCCACGGCCGCCCGGCCCCGGACAUCCGGGCUCGGGCCCUAUGGGCUCUCCGUGGGGUGGGCCCCCCUGGCGGUGGCCGGCGGGCCAGGGUCUCCCCGAAGCCCGCUGGGGCAGGCCGUCCGUCCCAGGACCCGGAGGCCGGGAUUUUUCGGGUGGGGCCUUCUCAAGGCGCCCUGGCCGCGCUCAUCUACGACUUCAUCCUGGCCCCGCGCAGCAGCGAGCUCACGGACCGCAUGAAGGUCUGGACCAGCGGCCAGGCGGAGGAGUACGACCUGGACGCCGACGACCUGAACUCCCGGGUGGAGAUGAAGCCCAAGUAGAGGCGGCCGCCCGGAGCGGGGGCGGGGCGCGACGGGCCGGGGCGGGGGCAGGCUGGGGGGAGAUCUCUGGGUAGCCUCCCGGCGCCGGCCUCCGGCGGUCUCAGCAGCUUUCUUUCUCUUCACUUGCCUCCUCUUUCUCGCGCUGGGUGCCGGGGGCCACGCGGGGUGCUGGCUCCCCCGAGACCGGACGCGGGCCGGGGAAGGGGGCCCUUCCCAGCCGCUCCCCCUCCCCGGCCGCGGACCGAGGCUUGAAGGGCAGUAGGCCGGGGCGGCCGAGGGGUUUGCCGUGGGGGUGGGGGUGCCUCCAGAGCUCUCCGGCCCCAGUUUCCCGCAGACCCCCCCCUUGCUCCAAAUUCUGUCAUCUGCGGGGUCUCGGCUUUCCCGUCUGGGAGAUGGGCGCACUGGACGAGAUGCUCUCCGCCCUGUCUUGGGGCCCCGGCUCCCCCUCCAUAAUGCUUCCCUCUGGAAGGAUGACGGGGAUUUCGGCCUCCGCUUCCUUUUGCCAGUGUAGACCAGACCAAGCUCACCGUAAGGUCCCCCGCCCGCGAGGGUGUGGCCCUGCCCUGUAGCCUUAGGCCGGCGGCCCGAAUGGCCUUGCCAGGACCCGUGUGUCUGCCGGGAGCGGGUCCGGGCCGUCCCCGGGGGGGCCAUGCCCUGGGCCCUCUCCCCGCGCCCCCAGCCAGGCCCCCACAUCCCGGGCCCGGGAGGCGGUGGAGCCCAGGCGGGUCCCA
This is a messenger RNA of Sarcophilus harrisii (Tasmanian devil), 3518 nucleotides long. RefSeq names its product collagen alpha-1(I) chain-like. The record is from RefSeq and is a predicted model, not a curated record. Lineage: Eukaryota; Metazoa; Chordata; Mammalia; Dasyuromorphia; Dasyuridae. Bases 424 to 2787 code for a protein of 787 amino acids. The transcript has 6 exons. Gene Ontology annotation, cellular component: membrane. Gene Ontology annotation, biological process: renal water transport; hyperosmotic response; carbon dioxide transmembrane transport. Gene Ontology annotation, molecular function: water channel activity; carbon dioxide transmembrane transporter activity; glycerol transmembrane transporter activity.